AUGGAAACGGACGAGGAUCGGUCAAAGUUUGACCGACACUUGUUCAGCGUUCUGGCAGAAUGUUCUCAUGUGACCAAGCAGAACAACUGUUUAAGUGGCAUGCAUUCACAAUGUGAGUUCAUUAGGUGGCUGACAUAUGAUGCAAACAAGAAGAAAAAUAAACAUGUUGAAGAUUUUUCGGAGUGUUCAAUGUCUGACGGACAAGAGAUGUCAGAUCACUUCACGCCCAUCCGAGACUAUGCUGACGUCUAUUACAGUUGCUGGGCGAUCUCGAAUAGCAAUUAG
Messenger RNA from Opisthorchis viverrini, 285 nucleotides. RefSeq lists its product as hypothetical. Lineage: Eukaryota; Metazoa; Platyhelminthes; Trematoda; Opisthorchiida; Opisthorchiidae. The coding region runs from base 1 to 285 and encodes 94 amino acids. The record is from RefSeq and is a predicted model, not a curated record. The transcript is spliced from 4 exons.